Molecule: messenger RNA, 750 nt
Organism: Eimeria tenella
Lineage: Eukaryota; Apicomplexa; Conoidasida; Eucoccidiorida; Eimeriidae
Exons: 2
Source: RefSeq, a predicted model, not a curated record
AUGAGCAAUGGCCCAGAUCACUGGGCACCUGGGGGCUUUCAGGGGCCCCCUGGGGGCCACCAGGGGCUCUCUGGGGGCCCCUCGGGGGCUCCUCUGGGGGGGUCCUCGGGGAUCUCAGGGGGCCCCCUGGGGGCCCCCUGGGGCCCUCUGGGGUCCCCUGGGGGGGCCCCCCUGCUGGCGCUGAAGCAGCAGCAAGCGAAGGUGCUGGAGGGGCCCUUAAGGAAUUUGCUGCAGCAGAUGGAGGGGAGGGAAGCAGAGGGAUCCUGGGGGCCCCUCAACUCUCCUGCUGCUGCCGCUGCUGCUGCUGCUGCUGCUGCUGAGGGCAGCAAGCGGCAGGACGAGCUUUAUCUGCUGCUGCUUGCACUUAUAAAGCGAACCUGCGAGAGUGCAGUAUGGCGGGAGCGCUGCAGCACGGAGCAGCAGACGCAGCAGCAACUGCUGCUGCUGCUGCUGCUGCAGCUAGACCGUUUAGCUGCUGCCGUUGCUGCUGCUGCUGCUGAGGAGAAGCAGCAGCACCCAGAAGCAGCCUCUUCCUCAAGUAGCACCAGCAGCAACGCCAGCCCCAGCAGCAGCAGCAGCAGCGCCAGCCCCAGCAGCAGCAGCAGCAGCAGCAGCAGCGUUGCUGUGGUAGAAGCAGCAGCAGCUUUCAGUGCAUGCAUUCGUUUGCUGCGGAACAUCUGCAUGUCUUCCACUUUCUUGGGGGCCCUUUUGAAGGGGGGCCUUUUGGGGCGUCUUGUGGCAGGGGCCCAC